Molecule: messenger RNA, 760 nt
Organism: Pezoporus flaviventris
Lineage: Eukaryota; Metazoa; Chordata; Aves; Psittaciformes; Psittacidae
Product: avidin-like
Molecular function (GO): biotin binding
Source: RefSeq, a predicted model, not a curated record
AUGCCUGUGCCCUCGCCUCUGCACAAACCCAUGCUCAGAUUCAUGUUCCUCCAGCACUGCCUGGGUCACGCAGACCUCCUCGCCUCACCUGUCCUGGGCACCCUGACACCAGGCCACUGUCCCAUGGCUGCUGGUCCGGUGCCAGUGGGGCUCUGGUUACAGCCCUAUAAAGGAUCAGGGUGCAGGGCUUGGUCAGGGCAGCCGUGCUGUGCACUUCCCAGCCCUGCAUCCAUGGAGAGCAGCACUUUCAUAUUGGUCCUCGCAGUGGCCCUGGUGCCGUUCGUCUCCCCUGCAGAGAAGAAGUGCCAGCUCAGCGGACUGUGGAGGAACGAGCAGGACUCGCUGAUGGAGAUUUCAGCACUGAGAGACAACGGGGACUUCCAGGGCAAAUACCUCACACGGGUUACGCUCGCUGGUGGCUGUGCCCAUACCUCCCCAUUGAAGGGUGCCCAGCAGCAACCUGGUGAGGGAGGAUGGCCCACCUUCGCCUUCACCGUGCGCUGGGACAAGUUCUCCAAUGCCACCACCACCUUCGCUGGGCAGUGCUUUGUGGACUCGGGUGGAAAGGAGACACUGAGCACCAUGUGGCUGCUGCGUGAAGCUGUCGGGUCCCUCGAGGAGGACUGGAAAGCCACCAGGGUGGGCAGAAAUGUCUUCACACGCAAACGCACCCCGAGAGGAAAGAACCUGCCUAGCUCAUUCCCAUCCUGUGAGGACACAUCUUCACCCACCCCAUGACUGUGCUCUGGCUGCAGCCCCC